This is a messenger RNA of Tupaia belangeri chinensis (Chinese tree shrew), 2086 nucleotides long. It is a transcript of the gene EXD1, whose product is annotated as exonuclease 3'-5' domain containing 1. The coding region runs from base 339 to 2054 and encodes 571 amino acids. Gene Ontology annotation, biological process: piRNA processing; nucleobase-containing compound metabolic process. The transcript is spliced from 12 exons. The record is from RefSeq and is a predicted model, not a curated record. Gene Ontology annotation, cellular component: PET complex. Gene Ontology annotation, molecular function: 3'-5' exonuclease activity; nucleic acid binding. NCBI's taxonomy places the organism in Eukaryota, Metazoa, Chordata, Mammalia, Scandentia, Tupaiidae.
CGAGAGAGCCCGCCUCGCGCCGAUUGGCUCCGCGGGAGGCCGGCACUCGACGCUCUGCCCCACGCUCUGCCGUUGGGGAGCGGACAACGCGGGCUUUUCUCCGGUGUUUCGGGACCCGGCUUGGGUAACCGCCGCUGGGGACUUGGAGCGCCUCAGGUUUCAUCCAGAACAACAGUUCCUCUUCCUUUAGUGCCAGAUCAUUUGGCUGAAAUUAGGAUUUGGAGUCUGCAACUUUCCUUCGGAAGAAAAAAAAAACCUUACUGUGGAGAAGACUGAAUUUAUAGUUAUUUAGAUGCUUAAAGAAGACUACUUGAAGACUCCUUUUGGAAUCAAAGAGCAUGGAUCUCAGCAGUGACUACCAAUUUCUCAAUCAGAUUUUGUGGAGAAGGGUGAGACUCACAUUGGUCUGUGGCAUCUUUGAGGGUGUGCUCCAGCAUGUGGACCCUAACAAGAUUGUCAUCCUGAAGAAAGUGAAGAACGUGGAAACAGGUCGAAGUGUCCCAGGUGUGAAGAUGUUUUUUGGCCAUGAGAUUAUGAAUGUGGAACUACUGGACGAGGCGGGACAAGAUCCAGCAAGAGAAAAAGCGUCUUCUGUUAGUUUAAAUACAGGAAAAAACAGGAUGGGUAAAAUGAAAGAUGAAGACUUAACUAUAUCUGAGCCUGACUUUCCUGCCCCUGAGGCACCAAGCACCUGUCUGCUGAGUGACCUCAAGUACAGCCCAUCAGAGGAAGAGGAGGUGACAUACACAGUCAUUGAUCAGUUUCAACAGAAGUUUGGUGCGGCAAUGCUCCACAUCAAGAAGCAGACUGUCCUGAGUGUGGCAGCAGAAGGAGCUAAUGUGUGUCGUCAUGGGAAACUGUGUUGGCUUCAGGUGGCCACAAAUAGCAGGGUUUACUUGUUUGACAUUUUCCUUCUGGGAAGCCGUGCUUUCAACAAUGGACUUCAGAUGAUAUUAGAGGACAAGAGAAUUUUGAAGGUUAUCCACGAUUGUCGUUGGCUUUCAGACUGCCUCUCUCAUCAGUAUGGAAUUUUGCUGAAUAAUGUCUUUGACACGCAGGUAGCAGAUGUCCUUCAAUUUUCCAUGGAAACGGGUGGCUUUCUUCCAAACUGCAUCAGUACUUUGCAAGAGAGUUUAAUCAGGCACCUUAAAGUAGCCCCUAAAUAUCUCUCCUUCCUAGAAGAGAGACAAAAGCUAAUUCAGGAAAAUCCAGAAGUAUGGUUUACACGACCUCUUUCACCCUCUUUGCUGAAAAUCUUGGCCCUGGAAACUACCUACCUGCUUCCUCUUCGGUUGGUCCUCCUGGAUGAGAUGAUGUCUGACCUCACCACUCUGGUGGACGGGUACCUGAACACCUACCGGGAGGGCUCUGCAGAUCAGCUUGGAAGCACUAAGUCUACAUGUAUGGAGCUGCCUAAGGAACUGCUUCAACUCCAGGACUUCCAGAAGCAGCGCAGAGAGAGAGCUGCAAAAGAAUACAGCGUGAGUGCGCAGGGACUCCUGAUUCGGACGGUGCUGCAUCCGAAGGCCUUAGCAACAGAGGCAGCAGGGGAACAGGAAAAAGUCCGCGGUUUCACCUUUUGUACAAAUUCUAGAGUAGAUAAACCUCCCAGUAUUUUCUCUCAUAAAUUUCAUGAGAAUGUGAAUCUUCUGAAAGAAGAAUCUAAGAAUAAGCAACCCACAACAGAGCCUCAACAUCUACCUCUCAUAAAGGAAGGGAAAACCAGCGAGGAGUCCAGUGACAGCCUCACUUGCCCCGAGUCAGAGGGCCAGAGAGUAACUCAGAAAGAGCACUCGGCGGUGCCCACACACAAGCGCCAGGCAAGUUUAUCUUUGAAAGUGGAGAUAGAACAGUUGUUGAUGGUAGAAAACAAGGAUGAUUUAAAAUGCACAAAUCAAGAUCUUUCAUUGCCUCCUUCUCUUCCUCGGGAAACCCAAGUGUCUCCACAUGACAACUUUCAUUCUUUAAGAAAAGCUGUGUUUGCCACACUUCCUCCCUGUCCUGCCUUGGAGAGGACUGAUUCCUGGAUAAAUCCUUCUCUAAAUUUCUCUUAGAGAUUUGGCCUUUGUUCUUUUUUUUUUUUUUU